Messenger RNA from Sorghum bicolor (sorghum), 903 nucleotides. RefSeq lists its product as uncharacterized. Lineage: Eukaryota; Viridiplantae; Streptophyta; Magnoliopsida; Poales; Poaceae. The coding region runs from base 236 to 697 and encodes 153 amino acids. The transcript has 2 exons. The record is from RefSeq and is a predicted model, not a curated record.
ACGGUGGGUGAUUCCUACGGGAACGCCCGUGGCCUGUUACUGUUUCUAUUAGGCCAGUUCUUGGAGGGUUUUCAGUGACCCUUUUCCAGCUGGUGUUGUCUGCCGCCUGAGCGAUUAUAUAUAAAAUCUGUCUUCACCCAGUCCUACGCCGCUCCACACGACACGGCCGUUCGUCCAAUCGAGAGCCCUACUCCUCUCCCAGUCCUCUCUGCUCGUCGGAGAGCUCUGCCAGAGGAUGGUGUGGUGUGGCCGUGUGGGCGUGACGAAGGCGGCGACGAGGUUCCUUUUCCCCUUCAGGACAACGCAACGUUUCACUCAGCGGCUGCUGCGACGUCGCCGGCUUCGUGUGUACUGCGGCGGAUCCUACGAGGGAGAUGCCCUUCGGCGGCGGAUCCUGCAGGUGGAGCAGCGGGCGAGGUGGGGCACGUUCGACGCAGGCGCGUGGCGGCAGGAUGGGUCCCGACUCCAGCGAGGUGGAUCCGGCACAGGAGUGGCGGGUCUGGCUCCAAGGCGGUGGAUCCGACAUAGGAGCGGCAGGAGGACCAUGGUGGGGCGCACGAGGCGGCGACACACUGGCUUGCCUCUGCGGUGGCGCUCCUCCCUCACCGGUGAUGGAUGUAGCGACGACAUGCAGGCUCUACGACGCGAGGCCCAGAACGAGGCCCGAUCCAGGCGCGGUUAUGCGGGCUUUUUUUAAUUUUUUAUUUUCAUUAACCAUGGCAGGCAAGUGAACUGUCUCGGUAAAUCGUUUAUUUACUGUGACCUUAAUGCCGAGGCGGUUACAAAUACCGCCUUGGUUAAUGCUUUUCGCCCGCCUCAGUUAAUCUUUUAUGUACCAGGACCAUUUUAAUCAGUGACAUCACAUUGUAUAAGACCACGGUUGGUCGUAUCAUUGGAGAUGUC